Messenger RNA from Epinephelus moara (kelp grouper), 2800 nucleotides. RefSeq names its product RAD9 checkpoint clamp component B (gene rad9b). The transcript is spliced from 11 exons. Bases 1 to 1221 code for a protein of 406 amino acids. The record is from RefSeq and is a predicted model, not a curated record. Gene Ontology annotation, cellular component: checkpoint clamp complex. Gene Ontology annotation, biological process: mitotic intra-S DNA damage checkpoint signaling; DNA repair; DNA replication checkpoint signaling. Lineage: Eukaryota; Metazoa; Chordata; Actinopteri; Perciformes; Serranidae.
AUGAACUGCACUCUGGAAGGAAAUGGUGUCAAAGCAUUUGGGAAGGCUAUUCAUGCCCUGUCACGGAUCGGUGAUGAACUGUGGUUGGAUCCCAUGGUGAGAGGGCUGGCACUGAGAUCAGUGAAUUCUACUCAUUCUGCAUAUGCAUGCUUCCUCUUCUCACCGCUGUUCUUCCAGCACUACAGCCUGGGAUCAGUGUCAGAGCAGAGCAGUGAAACCAUCAAAUGCAAACUGGUCAUGAAGUCUGUUCUUCCUCUGUUCCGCUGUUUGACUUCAAUUGAGCGUAACGUGGAACGAUGUCAGAUAUCAAUCAGUACUCCCGAUGACCGAGUGACAAUCCAGUUUUUCUGCAGGCAUGGCAUCACUAAGACCCACAACCUGUGUUUCCAGGAAAGUGAGGCUCUGCAGGCAGUGUUUGCCGCACACCUCUGUCCCAAUGUGCUGAAAGCUCCUGCCAGGCUUCUUGGUGACAUGGUGACGCAUUUCCCAGUGUCCCAGGAGGAAAUCACUUUGUCCAUGACUCCUCUGAGAGUCAGUCUGAGAAAUUACCACGAGGGGGGAAAUGAUCACCUGAAGUUUAUGUACACUGAGAUGUCCUUACACCCAGACGAGUUUGACUACUUUCAGAUCGGAAUGGAGUCGGACAUAACCUUCUGUCUGAAGGAGUUAAGGGGUUUACUAUCCUUUGCAGAGUCACAUUGCCUUCCAGUGUCUGUCUACUUCACCGCUGCAGGAAAGCCUGUGUGCUUCUCCGUGGAGGAUGUGGUCCUGGAGGCUACUGUGGUGUUGGCUACUCUGAUUGACUCUGAAAGCAGGGGCCCCUCUCAGCCUACGGAGACGCUGGCCCCUACUACCCUCAGUUGUGCAGAUGCCGCUGUUCUACCUGUGGGUUCAUGUGAGGCAGACAGCAGUAAGGCUCAGGGUAUUCCUGCUGAGAUGGAGAUGGUAGCCUCCAGCCAGGGCAGCCCUAUAAUCAACCCGCCUGCUCUCAUGCUGCGUCUGCCUCAGACUGACAACCCUGAUGGACUCGGUGUAGAUGAUGAGGCCUGUGCCAGUGUCACCACAACUCCUGCUUCCUCCAUGAUCUGUUCUCUCCUAUUCAGGGCCUUAUCUUCAGAGGAGGACACUGAUGGUUGUGCUGUCAGGCUGCCUGUUCUGGCAUGUUACAGUGACGGAGAGGAGAAUGUGGAGGAAGACUUUACAAGAAGCCCUUCACCCUAAGAACAGAGCUGUUACACACUUUUGUGAUGCCAUCAAAAGUAGGCCAUAACAGUCAAACAUAGUCCAAAUGAUAACUAAAAUAAUUUGUAUUUGAUGUACUUUGUAUUUUAAGCAGUUUUAAGUAUGUUGUUUUAUAGCUCACGUGUUGAUUUGCUUGCUUAAAUUGAUUUCAGUGUUGACUCACAGUGUUCAGUUGUAAAUUGCUAAGAGAAUGUAUUUAAAAUAAUUAUUUCUCAAUGAAUAUGUCAGUGAAUUUACUAUGACAGUUUCAGUGUGUGAAAUGCACUUGUCACAGCAUGUGAGGAAAAAGACUAUUUGCUCUUAUCUGUGAAAAUAUUACUUCAUCUUGACGAUACCACACCUGUCUGUUGAUGGUGACUGGUAGUGUGCCUGGUGUCUGAGGAAUGUGGGAGUACACAUGCACAAAUUGUACAAGGUGUUCUUAAGCAUUAUCUUUUUUUCUGGCCUGAACAGCCUCAGUUCAGUUCAGUUCAGUGAAGUAAACACUGGAUCCAGAGCUAAAUGUGAUAAUGGGAAAAUACAGCCCUGGAGGCAUUCAGCCUAGAAGAACAACGCCUCUGCAAGGUAUUGUCUAAUACUCAUGUACCAAAUAGUGUUCUGAUAUAAAGCCAACUGCAUAUUUGAGCUGAUAUCAAAGUCAUCAAGAACAGCAGGAUAAUAAAUACUAUACUCUUUAUUUAAAUAUUGUACAGAUUUGAAAAUGUUUUUUUACAGAGCUUAGAUCUUCAUUGAACUGUACAUCCAAAAUAUAUAUAGACACAUGCUCUGGUUGUAACAAAGUGUUUAGAAGAGGAAGAUGAGACAACAGGGACGGGUGUCAGGGCAGGUAUGAGUCAGGAAGCAGGAACCACAAAGCUUACAGUGGCAGUACCAUCUGACUGGGAGAAUUGCUUUGUAAUAUCGUUAAGGCUGCUUAGAUUGUCCUCAGUGCUGUAACACUUAAAACUCACAUUUUUGACCAUUGACUGCUCUUCCAUGCCCAUCAGCAUCAUUUCGCAAUGAUCGCUUACACUGCAGUCUUCCAGUGGGAACUUGUCAGAUUAAGUAGGGAAACAGUCCAUUAGGUAGUGCAGAUUGUAAACAGUGAUCUGAAGAUCCUCAGGGAGGAUUUCUAAGCAUGCGAUGGCUUUAUCACUAUUCCUAAGUUCCUGACUGAGUGCAGAGAAGCAGAUUUCAGGAGGAAAAAAAGGUUCAACAUACUGUAGGUGAAAAGAUCUAGUGUUAAGACAGCAGGGCAUGAUGGGAAAGCUGUUUUGACUCUUAUGGCUACUGAACAGUUUGAGGCUUUGUGCCCAGUACCUGGCACGUUAUGGGGGGUUCAAGGAAUUAUGCACGUUUGCCAGUAUCAAUGACACCUGAUACAAGGCACAUCAUUAGAACAUUACACAAAAUAAUUUUAAGAAAUGUUUUUUACUUUGGGUAAAAGUUGUGGGAAAUGCAGAGUGCAAAUCUGUAACCAUGUAAUGGAAACAUAAUGACCGUUUUGAAACCUGCAGUGACCUGACUCAUGAAUGUGCCGUUGGAGCUGUAGAGCAGAAGGAGAGGAAAAAAAAGGAAA